AUGUCCCCGACAAAAGAGAAUACGGAUGAAGAGCGCACACAUUCCAGCAGCGUCUCCUUCUCUUCCCUGCGACUCCUUCCUUCUUCUCCCUCUUCGACGGCUUCGACUCGAAUCUUUUUGAAUGCCUCCGACUUGCACAGAUUGCACGCGCAAUGCGGCGAAUUCGUUCGCGUGUCGAUUGUUGCUGAAAACUCUUCGAGGACAUCGCUCCUCGCGAUGGCACAUCCAAAACGCGAACAAGGAUGGCGGCAAGACGGUGGUGCGCUUGACACGCCCGUGAAGCAAUCCGGGUUAGCGAGAAGAAGAAUAGACGACGACGACGACGACGACGACGCGGAUGAAGAAGCAGUCUUGGACGGCGGCGUUUUCGUCUUUCUGCAAAAUCACUCCAAAGAAGACGAAUCGUCGAAAGAGGAACAUUUUUUCACAGACGCGAAGGAAACGUUAAACGCGUUGCGACAGAGACAGAAGAAGAGGAGCGAGAAGCGCGAGGACGAUCGGUGUACGAUUGAAGUGCAAACGAUGAUGUCUGCUUCUCCUUCGGCGGUGGUGAACUGCUCGCGCGUAAGCGUGGAAGUUAUGAAUGGCAGAGCAAAGAAGGACGGUACGACGAGACGAACGGAAGAGGUGAGAAGAGCGUUGGCGCACAGAGUAGUCUCGGGGAAGUGCACGUUGAUGUUUGGAGAAACGGAGGAGAGUUUGGUUUUGAGAGUGCGAGAGUGUGAGCCGUCUUCGUCGAGCGAGGAGCAGUGCUAUCGAAUAACGCACCGGACGAUUAUCGAUCUUGUGGAUGGCGACGGAACAAGCGUCAGGCGUUUAGGGGGUGCGUCUACUUCUUCUACUUCAUCUUCGUGGAGCGCGGACGACGAACUCGUGGCGUGCGAUGAACUUCUCGGUGCGCUGAGAGAGGCAAUCGCAUGGCCUAAACAGUACGAGGGGAUUGCAGCCUCGAUCGGCGCGUCUUUCCCAAGCGGCGUUUUAAUCCACGGUCCUCCCGGGACUGGUAAGACGUCGGCAGUUCGUGCCGCGUGCAGGGAAGCAUGUAGUGAAAUAGGAAUUGAUGUUCGGAUAUUUUCUAUGAGCGCAGGUGAUGUAUACAAUAAUGGCGCAUACGCCGGCGACGCGGAGAGAAACGUUCGGAACAUCUUUCAGAAAGCGAGAGAAUUUUGUGGCAGUAGCGCGGGAGGGAACAAAAGAUCGAUUAUUCUGAUGGAUGAUAUAGACGCAGUUGCACCGAGACGAACAAAGAAUUCUUCACAGCAUCAAAACAGGGUAGUUGCACAACUUUUAACGCUCAUGGAUGGCACAAAGCAAUGGGGGCAGUCCCCGGUUGUCGUUGCGACGACAACACGCCCAAAUACCAUCGAUCCAGCGUUGCGAAGACCGGGACGAUUUGAUCGGGAAAUCGAAACAUCAUUACCGAAUACGAGCGAGAGAUCACUGAUUUUGAGGGUGCAUUUGCGGAACGUGCCAAUAGAUGAUACUGAAAACAACUUCGACUUUGAGCGCGACAUUGAUACGGUCGCGAAAAACUCGAAAGGCUACUCGGGUGCCGAUUUACAAAGUCUCUGCCGAGAAGCUGCUAUGGUUGCGGUGAAGCGGUGUGCACUGAAUACCCAAAACGACAAUAAUGAUGUCAAAGUGCGUUCGAGUGAUUUUGUCGAAGCGGCGUCGAAAGUUCGGGCGACAGUAAUCCGAAACGUUGCUUCGGUCGCUGAUGUCGCUAAAACGAGCUGGGACGAUGUCGGAGGAUUGUUCGAAGUGAAGAAACGCUUAGUGCGCGCCAUCGAAUGGCCUUUGAAAAAGAAAAACAGUUUUGAACGAUUAGGCAUUCAACCAGCAAGAGGCAUUUUAUUACACGGUCCACCGGGUGGUGGGAAAACGACGUUAGCGCGAGCGGCAGCCACUGCUUCCGGUGCAACCGUGUUCUCGCUUUCUGCCGCAGAUGUUUUUUCGAUGUACUUGGGCGAAGGUGAAAAAAUACUCACGGACGCGUUUUUAAAGGCUCGAAAAGCCUCACCCGCGGUGCUUAUUCUAGAUGAAAUUGAUGGCAUGUCCGGAUCUCGAGGAGGAGGAGAAGGAUCUUCCAGUGCCGGUUCUCACGAUUCAGCAGCUCGAGUACUCUCAGCCUUACUCACGGAAAUGGACGGCUUGAGCAGUAUUAACAGUAGUACUAGUAAUAUGAGCACCAAUUCUCCUUCGUCGUCGUCAUCAUCAUCAUCAGUUCUAGUCAUAGCAACGACGAAUCGACUAGAUGCUUUAGACCCAGCACUAACGAGACCGGGUAGAUUUGAUUUAAUUUUAGAAGUUGGAGCUUUAAAGACACCGGAGGAACGCCUCGAGGCGUUACACGUCCACGCCAGAGCGGUUUCUUUAGCCGAAGACGUAAAUCUCGAAGAUGUCUCCGAGCGAACUGAGGGGAAAACUGGCGCAGAUUUAAGAGGAAUAGUGAGAGAAGCGGCGAUGGCCGCGUUGAGAGAAGAUAUAGGGGCGACGAGCAUUCGUCACGCGCAUUUUCUCAAGGUACUCAACAAAUGGGCAUGA
Molecule: messenger RNA, 2544 nt
Organism: Bathycoccus prasinos
Lineage: Eukaryota; Viridiplantae; Chlorophyta; Mamiellophyceae; Mamiellales; Bathycoccaceae
Product: AAA family ATPase, CDC48 subfamily
Exons: 1
Coding region: 1-2544 (847 amino acids)
Molecular function (GO): ATP binding; ATP hydrolysis activity
Source: RefSeq, a predicted model, not a curated record